This is a messenger RNA of Pocillopora meandrina, 9350 nucleotides long. The record is from the annotation of a GenBank genome assembly. Lineage: Eukaryota; Metazoa; Cnidaria; Anthozoa; Scleractinia; Pocilloporidae.
AUGGCACAACUUGAUACCUCACGGUGUAAAAUGGCCGGCGUAAAACUACUGGUAAGUCAACGUUUUUCAAUGGCGUCGUAAAUCGUCAAUUGCUUGAGUUUUCGCAGUGUUACGAUUCUUUCUUUAGUUCUUCGCGAUAGGUUAUUUAUAAUGAAAUGUCCACACUUUUUCUGGCCCGAAGUAUGCUUUUAUUGACCCAUAUUCUAAGUAACUGUAAUCCACUAACCUUAAGAGAGAUUAACGAGUGAUCCAAAAGAACUUGAUUUAGAAUCACUAAAGAAGAUAAUGUUAAAUGAACGCAGGUCUAUCUGUUAAACGCAGGUCUUUCCACAGCUACAUUUUGGACAAUUGUACUUGUACAAUUGUAUUCACUUUAACUCGUGUUGCCUUUUCGUAAACAACGUAAACGUCUCGAUUCCAUCAAGGUGUUGCAGUUUAUCUUUAACCUUUUAAAUUACUUAAACAUUUCAAAAAGCAUGUUUAGACACUAUAGACAAGUGUUUUGGCCACAUAUUGACUUCGUACUUUCCUCUUUUAUUGGUAAUUUUUCUUCAACGUUGUACUUCCUGGUUAUUUUCGGGGGAGAAAUUUUGGAAGGAGGUCAGUUUUCCUUGCUAUAAAUUUAAAUCUCCCAAACUCGUCUUCUUCCUUUUUUGUCGCAAAAUUCAGUGCUGUCAGGUUUAUAUUCCCGCUCCUGGCAAAGCUGUCUAAUGAACUCAAAUACUCGAGCAUGCCUUGCCAUUGAGUGGGCUGGUAACGACGUGCCAAGUUUCGAGAGUUCGAUUUACAAUUCUUACACACUCUUGAGUCUUUUUGUUUUAGUUUUUUUUCUUUGUUGCAAACCAUUUUUUUAGCAAAUCUGAGCGAUAUACUUGUGGUUUAAUUUAAAUGCAUUAGGUUAGAUCGAUCAUUUCUCAUAGUCAACGAGAUGCAUUCGCAUCAGCCUUCUGGACUGUCAGACCAGAUCAAUCAAUUCUUCAAUUUUCAUCCAUAUAAUCUGUGCAUUGCUUAAAUAAACAGUCGAUUAGUUCCACCACCCUUUGGUUAACAAACUUGGAUUUCAACAGCUUGCAGACCUCCACUCUACCUUAAGGUUAAUCAACUCUAAUUACAUGUUAUUCUAUUUACUUCCUCUUUUUUUUUCCUUUUCAAUACUUUUAGGUCUUGCUUGUCCUAUCCUGUCUGUUAUUUUCGACGUGCAGUGCUGAAUACAGAAUCACCCAGAACAUAAGACACACAAUAAAAGCUUUUAGGAGACAGGGCAGGGCCAAUCUCCUCAAAGCUGAGCAGAACGGGGAAGACGGAGCUUUUAAACUUUCCUUUACUGGAAACAUAACAGGCCCCGGAACAGGUGAGUAUUUAUUGUUAAUUGAAGCGAUCAAUUAUUCCUAACAGGAAGCCAAUGAAAUUAACAAUACCUGAAAUAAAACUGAUUGUCGAAAAGUAAGUUCAGUCUCUAUUGAUGUGCAAUUAUCAAACAUGUGCUAUGGCUUUAAAUAGCAACACCCCAUGUCAAAGGAGAGCGGAACUAACAUUAAUAACUGAGGAUGUCCCACUUUAGCUGAGCGUUAUCUCAUUCAAUCUUUUCCUUUUCCCUUCCCAUACUUUCUUUCUUUUGCCUUUGAUAUACCAUCAAUCAAAAUCGGAUGGGGGGGGGGAGGGGGGGAGGAAAGCAGGGAGUCGCCCUCUAAUGAAGGUGCUAUCAACGAUUGUGAGGAACAAGGGUGCAGUUCUGUCUAGAGAGGAUAGAUACUAGCGAGGUGAAUCCUUUGUUCAAUGCAGUGCUACUCACCUUUCAAGCUUUGUUAAAAUUUCUGUCAUAAAAAGCUAGAUUUAAAGCUAUUCUCGACAGAACUGAGACUAAAUUAUGUAACAACAUCUGAAAUGUCAAUGAAUUAAGCGCCGCUCCUGCUCUGAAUUAAUUAUCACUCUGUAUAUCUACUUCCAGGCACAGAAUUCGUCUUCAAAACAUACUUCAAAGGUUCGUCUUUCAGUCAUUACGCCAUUCACCCAGCCGAUUGGCCAGAGUAUUUACUGGCUGUUGAUGGACGAAGCUUGGUCAUAAAGGUUAGUACAGCUUGAAAGACAUCAGUCAGAUUAGCAUCUCUAAUGUAAAAUAAAGUAAUUUUCACUGUAAAGUAUGAAACAAAAUACGUCUCAAAAUGGAUGCGAACUGAAAAAAUUGCCAUGCUAAAUAGCGGACUCAGUGCAAACCCUUACACAGGAAGAUGUUCAAAGAGCGCAAUUAUGUUAUUUGCUUUUUGUUGUUUGUGUUAUACUUUUUCGGAAACAGCGCACUAAACAAGCUAAGCAUUUUAAUUUUCCGUCCGCUGCUUCUUGGAUGAAACUCCUACGCUCUGACUGCUUCAUUUAAAAACAAUAUAGUCUUUCCUGCACUCUGAUUGGUUAUGGACUAUAUCAAGCUCCUUUACCACUGAGCCAUGAGUGAUGUAACAGGCUAGGGAUACAGUGGAAUGUAGUGCCAAAGAGUUACACUUCUCUUGCUCUUUAUCGGCAGAGACCACACAAUUCAUCGACGGAACUGACGGGAAAGAACUAUGGGUUUUUGAUGAAGGAUCUCGAGUUCAAAUAUUAUGAUAAUGAACAGAAAAAAAACGUGGAACAUGGUCUGACAGUAAUAGUCUCCAAAGCCAGUCGCCUCCCGAUUGAAAGUACUACGGAUGGUCGCGUCCUUUUGGGCUCUAACUGGAUGGACUUCAGAACAUGGCUCUCUCUUUAAGCGCUCAUUAAUUAAUUAUUGCAGUGGGGAUUUCUCCGAUUGAUAAACAAAUACAUUUGUAAUUAUAUAGUUUUACGUUCAUUCACUUGGCCCGCUCCAAGCAAAUUUAUAUUAAAAAAGUACUGAAGUGUCUUGAUCUAGUGAAACAUAACAGUAGAACAGUUCUCACAGAGCACUUUUACAUGGAGUAUUGUGAGUCACGAAGGCAAUCACAGCAUCAGGCUGAAUCACAACGUGAAAAUGACAACUCGCCGACUUUGAUGGGAAUAAAAUAAACCUUUAAGGCAAGAAGUGUGAAAAAACGCAGCUGACCAUGUGACGAUUGGUAUCAGUUUCGCAUUUGAUCGGUUGAGAGAGUAACACAAGCGUGGUCAAGAGAAACAAAAGCGAUACACUUAAGUGAGAUUUACUCUGUUGAACUUAAAAAUGCACUUCAUAGUUAUAUUUAAUACCUUUACUACGCUAUGAUAUGUCACAUAUCAAGAAAAAAAAAAGGAAAAGAUGAAGUAGUUAAAUUAAGAUAAAAAACAGUCAGAUGUACAGUAAAUAACAAUUAUUUACAAGAUCCGGUUAGGAUAGGGCUUGACGAAAUCGUCUUACAAGUGAAAUGCAACGUAAUACUAUGUAUUUGAGAUGAUUAAUAUAUUCAUGUUGUGCAUGCUAUUGACACUGAUUGAAUUUUGAUAUUUAUGAUGUAUAAUGAAUACUUAUAUUCCUUGUGUGAUUGACUCAGAUAAGUCAAUACUUUAUUUAAAGCAUAAAUUAUUUAAAUAAAGCAAUCUUAAUUAGUUUUUACUAGAGAAUUUCGAUCGAUUUAGAUUGAGUCUCACAGCAUUCGACUAUGUGUGUUCACAGACUUUGUAAAAUGACAAAUUCAAUUGUUUUAAAUGGUUGAUGCGAUUAAUAUUUGAUAUUGUCAAACAACUCACUAAGAUAACAAAUAACAGUUAUAACAAACACAAGCAAUUGAGCUUUGUCGCUUGCCUUCCACCUCCUUAUGCAAUGAAGUAAACAUUUUUGCAUCUAAUGUGAAUACUGAGGAAAGCUUUUUUUUCCAAAUACUUCAAUUAUUCUCUUGCAUUUAUUAAGAAUUAGUCAUUACCGCAGCUUUCUCACAAACUGUAAGUCCCUUUUCACCUUCCAUGGCAAACCUUUAAAUUUGCAUUGUUCAGUUUUACAUUAAUUGAGACCUUCUUAUGCUCGUUCACAAUAUUGAGAAAGCCUUUGUGAAUGACUCUGUCUUUAAUUUGAAAACAAAUUUGAAGAAAAGAGAGCGGGUUCACUGUCGGAGUCUGACAUUGAGUCUACUAUAUGUGCUGUUGAUCAGAUAUCGUUGCCCUUCCGGCUUUGGUGCUCAAUGGAAUCCUCUUUAAACAAAGUGUACAAGAGGGGAUUGACAAGAGAAGUUCCAAAUCGCAUAAAAAGAAGCAGUAUAUCGACAGCUUGUGAAAAGUGUAGAACUAUAUUCUCGUCAUGAAAAAUCGAGCUACGGAAGUAGGAAAACCAACCUAAAAUAAAGGCGGGAGCUGAUUGAGCUUAGAGUGGUCACGCCUUUUGCCGAGCUCCCCUCAAGUUCCGAAUAUGAGAAAAUUCCAAACUGGAAACGGAUAAAUGACUUCCCUACACAGUGAGCAUGCGCAGAGGAAGGGUCUCAUCAUCCCGCUCAAAUGGGAAUUUAAAACAAGAUGUCAACGUUUUUGAAAGGCUUCGAAUUCGGUGAACAAUUUAUCCCGAUUAAAGUGGACGGUCAGCCUAAAUUUUAUCAAAGAUUAGGUUUCCGUAAAGUCGAAAUAAUUUCCCAAGCUGAGGUAAUGACUGAUUUGGCAGGGCGGGCUCGGAUUAGCGGCAUAGGGCCUGUCAGAAAAAGCUAGUCUAACUUCUGGUGAGCGUUCGUGGUAUGAUUUUCUCAUAAUUAUAUAAUCAUAUUUUCAUACGGGAACGAAGAUGCCUCUCAAAUUUGCUUCACUGACAACACGUGGCCUCGUCGCUUAGUUGGUAAUAACGCCCAGAUGCAGGUUCAAACCUUGGCGACGCCUGAAUUUUUACAGGCUUCUUUUCUGAAAUGUCCUUUACCGCAGCUACUGCAGCUAAUCUACCAAGGUUAUUUCUUUAUGUUCUUUCAUAAGAUGACAAAAGGUGUCAAGGAAAACGGGAAAAAAGAUUCCAUAUAAAGAUAAUCCAUGAAUCUAAUUGAUCACGAGGAGUGAUUAAAAUCCACAUGAACUUCUCGGGGAAAAACCCCAGGAAUACUUUCGCAACUCCGGAAAAACUGGAUUAGAUAAUUGUAAAUGACAUCGUGCAGGGUUACUUCUGAGAGCGGGAAAUGUAUUUUUAGGCACAUGACACGUGUUAAAUCACGCGAUAUGUUGCAAUGUAAGAAAAAAACCAAUUAACAACUAAUCAACUAAAGCCAAAUAAGGAAAGGGAUAGUACUAAAACGAAAAAGGUAAGGUUAAGGCUGAAAAAUAGUAUAAAACUGUAAUGCUUUAUCUAGAUAAUUUGGGUACGCUUUGAAUUUAGAACACAAAGUUACGGACAGGAAUCACUUUACAAUAUAUCACGGCUCUCUUUGCUGGUCUGUUCUCGAAUGACAUUUUGUCUUUUUUUUUUUUUUUUUUUUUUGGGGUGUCUUUCCUUUUCCUUUACUGUACAGUAAUUAUUGUAUAAAAUUCUUGCUUCGAAAUAUGGCAUGCUUUUUCUUUGUUUUGAUACUGAUAAUUAGAAAAAAAAACUAUUGCUGUAGACUAUCGAACUUUGCCACUUAGCUGGCUCUUUUCCUUAGCUUUUUAGGUAACAUGUAGUUGACUCUCCGUGUUUUCGGUUCGUUAUCAUCGAUGGGAAAAUUACACUCAAAGUGACAGACAUCAGUUUUAUUUUUUCGGUAAGAUAGAUCAUCACCAAGAUAAAUGAGAUUGGUGCGGGGUUUGCUUAGGAUGGGAUAAAUUAGCAAGGAUCACAUACUGCAACGAUAAAAAGCGGCCUAGACUUAACCUUUUGAGAUGCACAAAUCAUGAUGUAGCUCUUUUUUUUAUCUGGGUGAAGAACAAUACCUACUGCUGACCUCCUUUAACCGUUCGAAACCGAAUGAGGAAACUAAUUGAUUUAUUCCUUUCUCGAAUACUCUUCCUCUAAAGGCGUUGAGUAAAUACGAUUUAUCAUAAGCACACUAAAUAACGAGUAACAAAGAGCUCACAAAUCAGAUGUAUUUCAUUUAGGAGUAUAACAUAAAAACAUUUCUACGUAUUACGAAAAUGUGUAAUCUCAUGUUUCCUUGCAAUUUUGUUUAUAUGCGGAAGAGCAAUUAUUCUGAGUUAUUCGGAUUGAGUAAUUCUAUACUCCGUUAUACUUUUCGGAGAGAGAAUCGAUGCCUCUGUCAUUUGACAAAGGUAUAGCAGACAUCGACAAAAGACCCAAAAACAUAAAUUCAAACCCUGAAUUUGUUGAAAUCUUCAAGAUUUCGUAAUUAUUAUAAAGAUAGAAAGUAAAGCUUUACAACUUCCCAGAAAGUGACUUCCGUGGUUGUUCGAUUUAAUUUUAAAAUCGCUCCUUGGUAGAAUAUCUGCAUUCUUUUUUCUGGAUACAUUAAUCAGGUAAAUCCAGCUAUAAAUCGAAGAUGCAAAGCAAACCGCACUACUGUCAAUUUUUUUUUCUUUACAAGGUGAUUGAAACUCUUGGCUAUUUCUCCGUGUUUAGUAAAUAUGCCACAUUAUUAAGUUGUUUAUUUUUUCACUGUUCUGAUGAUGCAGAAUCAUUACCUUCGUUUUACUUCGCUGCUCUUAAAUCUAAUACUUGCCAUAGAAAAAGUGAAUAAGAAUCGAUAUCAGUGGAGUUUAACGACUUCGGAUUGACCUACGUAAAAAUAUUUUCCAUGGCUUGCUACAUAAUUAAUUAAACCAUGUGAUAGUUACAGUGCCCUUUCACCUGGAAGUAGCUUGUCCAUUGUCGUCGAAUGCCUUAUGACCAAAUUAGAUCUACCAAGUUAAUUUACUUCAUCGGAAAGUCCCUUUUUUUAAGUAGCAUAAAAAAUUACUUUAAACUUACAGGAAAGGGAACAGCCCCGAAAACAGGUUCGAAAUCACCACUAUAUAAAUGACCAUGCUUUACGGAUGACAAACACAGUUGACGGCACAACUUGAUAGCUCACGGUGUAAAAUGGCCAGCGCAAAACUACUGGUAAGUCAAGGUUUUUCAAAGGCGUCGUGAAUCGUCAAUCGCUUGAGUUUUCGCAGUGUUAUCAUUCUUGUUUAGUUCUUCGCAAUCGGUUAUUUGUAAUGAAACGUCCACACUUUUUCUGGCCCGAAAUAUGCUUUUAUUAACCCAUAUUCUAAGUAACUGUAAUCCACUAACCGAGGAAUUAACGAGUGAUCCGAAAGAACCUGAUUUAAAAUCACUAAAAAAGAUAAUGUAGUUUUUAAACGCAGUUAUAUCCACAGCUACAUUUUGGGCAAUUGUACUUGAACGAUUGUAUUCACUUUAACUCGCGUUGCCUUUUCGUAAACAACGUAAACGUCUCGAUUUCAACAAAGUGUUACAGUUUAUUUUUGACCAUUUUAAUAACUUAAACAUUUCAAAAAGCAUGUUUAGACACUAUAGAGAAGUGUUUUGGCCACAUACUGACUUCGUACUUUCCUCUUUUUAUUGACAAUUUUUCUUCAACUUUGUACUUCUUCAUCAUCUUCGAGCAAAAUAUUUUGAAAGGAGCCCCGUCUUCCUUGCUUUAAAUUUCAAUCUCCCAAACGUGUCUUCUUGCUUUUUUGUUGCAAAAUUCAGCGCUGUCAAGUUUAUAUCCUCGCUCCUGCCAAAGCUGUCUAUUGAACUCAAAUACUCAAAUACGGGCAAGCAUGCCUGGCCCGUGAGUGGGCUGGUCACGACGUUCUCAGUUUCGAGAGUUCUUAAAGAUACUAUUGAGUUUUUUUUUUAUUUUUUCUGAGCGAUACAGUAGUGGUUUAAUUUAAUUGCGUAAGUUAGAUUGAUCAUUUCUCAUAGACAACGAGAUGCAUUCGCAUCAGCCUUCGAGCAACUAAGGAACUGGACUUUCACUUUCGAAAGUUCGAUUUGCAAAUUCUUAAAGAUACUCUUAAGUUUUUUGUGUUUUUUUUUUUUUGUAAGUCUGAACGAUAUACUAGUGGUUUAAUUUAAUUGCGUAAGGUUAGAUUGAUCAUUUCUCAUAGUCAACGAGAUGCAUUCCCAUCAGCCCAAAUCAAUCAAUUCUUCAAUUUUCAUCCAUUUUUUUCUCUUAAUCUGUGCAUUGUCGAUAUUUUUAGGUCUUGCUUGUCCUACCCUGUCUGUUAUUUUCGACGAUUAGUGCGGAAGACAUAUCUCCCGAGAAAGAAAAAACCACAUUGAAGGCGUUUAAAAGACAGGGCAGAGCCGAUCUCCUUAAAGCUGAGCGGAACGGGGAAGACAGAGCUUUUAAACUUUCCUUUACUGGAAACAUAACAGGACCCAAAACAGGUGAGUAUUUAUAGUUAAUUGAAGCGGUCAAUCACUCCCAACAGGAAGUCAAUCAGCGAUUGUAAGAAUGGAAAGAAAGCAGCUCUGUCUUUAGAGGAUAGAUCAUAGUAUUAGCUUUAGUGAAUCCUCUUUUCAAUGCAGUGCUUCUCACCUUUCACAGUGCCAUAUUGAAAACACUCUUGGCCAAGAAAAAGUUGUGUUAAAAUUUUUGUUAUAAAAAGCUAAGUUCAAAGUGCUAUUCUCGGCAGAAGCGAGACGAAAUGUAUGUUACUACAUACGAAAUGUCAAUGGAUUAAGCGCCUUCCAUGAAUUAAUCAUCACUCUGUAUAUCUAUUUCCAGGAACAGAAUUCUUAUUCAAAAAAUACGUCAAUGGUUCUUCCGGUCAUUUUACCAUUCACCCCGCCGAUUGGCCAGAGUAUUUACUGGCUGUUGAUGGACGAAAGUUGGUCAUAGAGGUUAGCGCAGCUUUAAAGACAUCAGUCAGAAUAGCAUCUCUUAUGUAAAAAUAAAGUAGUUUUGAAUGUAAAGUAUGAAACAAAAAACGUCUCAAUAUGCAUGGAUGCAGACUGAUAAAAUUGCCAUUCUAAAUAGCAGACUCGGCGAAAACCUUGCACAGAAAGAUGUUCAAAGAGCGCAGUUAUCUUGUUUGCUUUUUUUUUUUGUUGCUAUUAACCUUUUUCCCGAAACAGCGCACUGAACAACCUGAGUAUUUCAAUUGUCCGUCCGCUGCUUCUUGGAUGAAACUCCUACGCUCUGAUUGCUCCAUUUAAAAACAAUAUAGUCUUUCCUGCACUCUGAUUGGUUAUCGACUAUAUCGAGUUCCUUAACCACAGAGCCAUAAGUAAUGUAACAGUUUAGGGAUACCGGAAUGUAGUGCCAUAAAGUUACCCUUCUCUUGCUCUUUAUCGGCAGAAACCACACAAUUCUACGACGGAACUGAUGGAAAAAAACUAUAAGUUUUCGCUGACGGAAUUCCACUGGACAUAUACUGAUAAUGAAAAUAACAAAGAGGUGGAACGUGUCCUAACAGUAAUAGUCUCCAAAGCCAGUGGCCUCGCGAUUAAAAGUGCUAGGGACGGUCGCGUCCUUUUGAGCUCUAACUGGAUGGACUGUGGAACAUGGCUCUCUUUUAAGCGUGUGAAAAAACACGCCUAG